GUUGGCUGCCUUUGAAAACUAUCUUCCUGCCCUGAGGUUAGGCACUCUCUCGAGGAGAGUGAAGGAAGACGCAGGGCAUUCCUCCGAACGAAAAUCAAUAACCCAAAAAAAAAAAAAAGGGUAAGACUUGGUCAAUCGUGACGUGACGACUAUCUUCUCCAUACCCAACAUCAUUGGGCCACCAUUCCAUCUUCCAAACUCAUCGGAGAAUCAAUAUUUUUUUCUUUUCUUUGCUUAUUUUAACCUUUUAUUUGAUACUUGUAAUUUUCCUUUGUUUUGUUCACUUCUUUAUUGCUAAAGUUUUGAGUUUCCUUUUUCGUUCACUAAUCUAAAAAUUCUCUAUAUUAGGCAUCUACAGAGAGAUUUGCUUUGUUACCCAUUUUUUGUUUUUGUUUUCUCAAUUGAUUUAUUCUGGGUAUGAUUUUUUUUAAGGGUAGGAAUCAUACUUGAGAUUCUACAACCGGGGUUUUGUAUAAUUCUCUUUUUUGGCUUUUAGAAUAUUUGGAUUUAGAUUAUAGUAGCCAAUAAUAAUAUUACAAAAAAACAUGGGAAAUGUUAAUGGAAGAGAAGAUGGGGUUAGUAGCCCAUCUGCGCUUGAGGAAGAAGGCGAUAGCAGCGGCGGCGGUGGUAGCGUGCAAGAAAGCAUGGCUGAACAGAGCCCCACGGCGCCUGACGGAGCUCCGGAGAUGAUGGGUCAGUCUCCUCCUCAAACCCCCAGGACCCACUCACCUUUGAUGUUCACUCCCCAAGUCCCUGUUGUACCAUUACAAAGACCUGAUGAGAUUCACAUCCCAAGCCCUUCGUGGAUGCAAAGUGGUUCAGGGGUUGAUGAAAUGUCUUGUGAACAAGCUAUUCCAUCAAUGAUUACAUGGGCAUACGGUGGCAAUGAAGUAGCUGUUGAGGGUUCAUGGGACAAUUGGAAGACAAGUCUGCCCCUUCAGAGAUCAGGGAAAGACUUCACUGUUAUGAAAGUGCUGCCGUCUGGUGUUUAUCAAUAUAGAUUUAUCGUUGAUGGUCAGUGGAAGUGUACCCCAGACUUGCCCUGUGCUCAAGACGACACAGGAAAUUUCUACAACAUCCUAGACUUGCAGGAUUAUGUUCCGGAAGACAUUGAAAGCAUAUCUGGUUUUGAACCUCCACAGUCCCCAGAUUCAAGCUACAACAACCAGAACCUUGGAUCCGAUGAUUUUUCAAAGGAGCCACCAAUUGUUCCUCCUCACCUACAAAUGACGUUGCUUAAUUUGCCUGCACCGUCAUCAUACACGGAGAUUCAGCCACCUUUGUCACGACCACAGCAUGUGGUACUCAACCAUCUUUACAUGCAAAAAGGGAGGAGUGGCGGCCCAUCUGUGGUGGCACUAGGUACAACACAUCGGUUUCUCGCCAAGUAUGUGACGGUGGUGCUCUACAAGUCCUUGCAGAGGUGAACUUAAACUACAUCCGUGAGGACUAAGUAGAUUUAUUUAUCUAGCUAAUUAAUACAAUUUUAAGCUUUCAAUGAUGCUGUAAUGGCUUAUAUAAAGCUCGGAAGGAGUAUAAGUUGAAACUUUGAGAUAGUGUUUGACAUGAUGCAAUUGCUUCUUGACCAUUCAUGCGGCGAACUUUUUAUCCUUUAUUGGCUGUUUGGUGACUACAUACGUUGUCUUCCGCUGUACUAGACUUGAUGGUAAAGGCAAUAGUUAGUUAGUCUUGUAGUGAAAGGAAUAACAUAAGAGAGUUGAAAUUAUUUUGUGCAA
Molecule: messenger RNA, 1736 nt
Organism: Humulus lupulus (European hop)
Lineage: Eukaryota; Viridiplantae; Streptophyta; Magnoliopsida; Rosales; Cannabaceae
Product: SNF1-related protein kinase regulatory subunit beta-2
Exons: 4
Coding region: 546-1427 (293 amino acids)
Molecular function (GO): protein binding
Source: RefSeq, a predicted model, not a curated record